Messenger RNA from Argiope bruennichi, 727 nucleotides. RefSeq lists its product as uncharacterized. The transcript has 7 exons. The coding region runs from base 50 to 727 and encodes 225 amino acids. The record is from RefSeq and is a predicted model, not a curated record. NCBI's taxonomy places the organism in Eukaryota, Metazoa, Arthropoda, Arachnida, Araneae, Araneidae.
UGAAAAAUCACUUUCGAAAAACGGACUCUAAGAAUUCACAGGUUUCUCCAUGGGUGCGCAAAUCCAUGAUAAGUUCAUUCUUCUCUGGUUACUGACCUUUCUUUCCUUGGGCCGGUCCGACAUAUUUGACUGGAGAGAUCACAUGGAAGAUGCGUUUGCUGAUGAAGGCCACACAGAUGGAACAUGCAAACGAAAUUUCAACGACAAAAUCAUUUUUUGUCGUUACCACGCAGAAGAUAAUAAAUCUUUAUCCACUUGGCAGCCUUGUUUAUGCACCCACAUUCUCAUCACAGCUGAGCUGCAUGAACGAAAAAUUAACGUACCUCAUUUAAUAACAUCUACGGACCGAGAUCAGAAAAUUAUUGCUUCCAUUUCUGUUGACGGAAAUGACAAAUUAAAUGCAUCAAGUGACUUUCAACAACUUCUUUCAGUCUUAUUAGAUUCACCAAUAAAUGGAAUAGAUAUCCGCUUAGAAAACUCAGCACUUGAGGAUGGUGCUUUUAAAAGCAAGAUAUUUAAAUAUAUUCAGGACAUUGUUUCUCUUUUAAGAACCGAAGCUAAAUUUCAAAUUCUCACUAUAACCAUGACAAGAAAUAUGUUAACAUUUUUGCAUGAUCUCCAGUUCCUGAAAAUUGCAAGCCAUUUCGAUUUUCUAAGCUUUGUACCUCCAUUGUCACAUCCCGUUUCAGGAGGAUUUGAGGAGGAAUAUUUUACUGAUAUCGUCUAA